AUGCAACAGCAAAGUGACCAGCAUGCUCUAACAAAUCAGGAAAAUGGUCACACCGCAAAUAGCCGCUCUAACCCUGUCGAGCAUUCCUCGGAGAAGGAGCAAGAAGGUCCUCGCGGCGCAGUGUCUUCAAACGAUUCAUCUCUUACACAGACAAAUCCAGGCUCAUCUGGAACGCAUGAGACUCUAUGGGAUACUUGCGUUGAGCUCUACAGUCUCCAAUUCGGUAACAGCGACUACUUUUCUAUAGUAGAGCAGACGCAGCCCCUGUCAGACGAAUAUCCAAUCUACAUUGUGAAACGGUUUUCUGGCAUCAACGUCGAGGAACGCAUGAACUUCAUACAGCAGAUCAAGCAUGAACUGUUUGUUCAGCCUCGCCAUAUUUUCUCUGUAGAAAAUGAGCGUUUCGUCACAUUCGAAUUCAUGCCACUGUCUCUUGCGGAGCUCGAAGGGAAUCCUCUCAUGAAUGAUUUCCGGCUCGCAUCUAUCCUGGGACAGGUCGUGCAAGGACUUCUAUACCUAGAGGAGAACUCUUUGAGUCAUACCAAACUGACGUGCUCCAAUAUACUCAUCGACAUACAUGGGACCGUGAAGCUCUGGGGUCAAGAGUUCAUCCGGACUUGCUUUAACUUGAAUGAAGCCAUACAGAACAUUGCCGUCGUAACGAUGAAGCUUGCACAAGGGUAUGCUGACAAGGACGGUCGAUUUCGGUUGGAUAGGCCAGAGCGUUUUCCGCUUGGCUCUGACUUUCUCUGUGCACUUGAGCAGAUGACGAGCAUUGGUGAGCUUAAUCAGCACCCAUUGUUGCGAAUCCCAUGGCACAAGGGACACCUAGGCGGGUUGCUAGCCUUGGCCCAAUCCGCCUUGGACACUGACCUCAUCAACAAUGUUGUCCAGCACUAUAUGAAGGAGCAUCAAAGCAUCAUCCUCGCUGUCGUGUAG
Molecule: messenger RNA, 939 nt
Organism: Akanthomyces muscarius
Lineage: Eukaryota; Fungi; Ascomycota; Sordariomycetes; Hypocreales; Cordycipitaceae
Exons: 5
Coding region: 1-939 (312 amino acids)
Biological process (GO): protein phosphorylation
Molecular function (GO): protein kinase activity
Source: RefSeq, a predicted model, not a curated record